Messenger RNA from Octodon degus (degu), 2345 nucleotides. RefSeq names its product thioredoxin interacting protein (gene Txnip). Gene Ontology annotation, cellular component: cytoplasm. NCBI's taxonomy places the organism in Eukaryota, Metazoa, Chordata, Mammalia, Rodentia, Octodontidae. The record is from RefSeq and is a predicted model, not a curated record. Bases 320 to 1495 code for a protein of 391 amino acids. The transcript is spliced from 8 exons. Gene Ontology annotation, molecular function: ubiquitin protein ligase binding. Gene Ontology annotation, biological process: protein transport.
GGCUCCUAAGUCUGUUUUCCUCUUUGGGUAGAGCUGCGGUCCUGUGGAUCUCCGGAGCGCUCCUCCAGCACCUUGGGAAAAAAAAGGGAGAAGAAUUUUUUCUUAAGAAAAGCUCUUGGCAUAGCCAGCAGGUUAGAACAUUUCCAGGCAUCUUUUUGAAAGUGAAGAUUCCUUUAGUGGGCAUCUUUUUUGAUUUUUGUUUUUUAAGCUCCACCUGCUUAAGGAUACUUUUCCUUAAGCAAGAGUGAAAUCUUUGGCUGAAGAGUCAUUUUGGAUUUGGGGUUUUGUCUUGUCCGGAGCCAGUCGACUCAACUCAAUCAUGGUGAUGUUCAAGAAGAUCAAAUCUUUCGAGGUGGUCUUUAACGACCCCGAGAAGGUGUACGGCAGCGGGGAGAAGGUGGCCGGCCGGGUGGUCGUGGAGGUGUGUGAAGUCACUCGAGUCAAAGCCCUGAGGAUCCUGGCUUGCGGCGUGGCUAAGGUCGUGUGGAUGCAGGGCUCGCAGCAGUGCAAGCAGAGCCUGGACUACCUGCGCUACGAAGACACGCUCAGCCUGGAGGACCAGCCCACAGGUGAGAACGAGAUGGUGAUCAUGAGACCUGGAAACCAAUACGAGUACAAGUUCAGCUUUGAGCUUCCUGAAGGGCCUCUGGGAACAUCCUUCAAAGGAAAAUACGGUUGUGUAGACUACUGGGUGAAGGCUUUUCUUGAUCGCCCCAGCCAGCCAACUCAGGAGACCAAGAAAUACUUUGAAGUGAUGGAUCUGGUGGAUAUCAAUACCCCUGAUUUAAUGGCUCCAGUGUCCGCUAAAAAGGAGAAGAAAGUUUCUUGCAUGUUCAUUCCCGAUGGACGUGUAUCGGUCUCCGCUCGAAUUGACAGAAAAGGAUUCUGUGAAGGUGAUGACAUUUCCAUUCAUGCUGACUUCGAGAAUACAUGCUCCCGCAUUGUGGUCCCCAAAGCAGCCAUUGUGGCUCGCCACACUUACCUUGCCAACGGCCAGACCAAGGUGUUCACGCAGAAGCUGUCGUCGGUGAGAGGCAAUCAUAUUAUUUCGGGGACAUGCGCAUCAUGGCGAGGCAAGAGCCUUCGGGUGCAGAAGAUCAGGCCGUCUAUUCUGGGCUGCAACAUCCUUCGAGUUGAAUAUUCUUUGCUGAUCUAUGUGAGUGUCCCCGGGUCCAAGAAAGUCAUCCUUGACCUACCCCUGGUGAUUGGCAGUAGGUCGGGUCUAAGCAGCCGGACAUCCAGCAUGGCCAGCAGAGCUAGCUCGGAAAUGAGCUGGAUAGACCUGAACAUCCCUGAUACUCCAGAAGCUCCUCCUUGUUACAUGGAUAUAAUUCCUGAAGAUCACCGAUUGGAGAGCCCAACCACUCCGCUGCUGGAGGACGCUGAUGGAUCUCAAGAUAGCCCUAUCUUUAUGUAUGCUCCUGAGUUCAAGUUCAUGCCACCACCCACGUACACUGAGGUGGAUCCUUGCAUCCUCAAUAACAAUGUCCAGUGAGCGCCCGGAAGAAAAGAAGCAGCUGUGCCUACUCAUUUCUUCCCACCUCUUGUGGACUCUCACUUUCUUAGAGACACUGUGGUCUCUGCAGUGGGAUAUGGGUCCCCCCCAGCCUCAGACUCCCUGAUGCAGGCCGUGAUCAGCAGGCAGUUCAGGCCUCAGAUGGCAUGGACUUAUCAGCCGGCGCCAAAGUUGGGAUAUAGGAGUGUUUGCUGGAUGGGUUUAAAAACACACUAGAGAAAUUCAGCCUCAUUCUAUUUUCUCAGAUCUCCGUGAAGAUUGAGGCAUUUUCAGUAGUUGGAGUUACAGCCUUGAAAUCACUUUAAUUCAGGCUGAUCUCGAACUUGCAGCAAUCCUGCCUCGGCGUCCUGAGUGCUGGGAUUAUAGGUGUGCACCACCACCCCAGGCUCCCAAUUUUUUUUAAAAAAGGAAUUACAGAUUGUUGGAAUAACAUCGAACUUCCAACUCGUGCCAUGUGGAACAGAAUCAGUUUAGUGAACUAAGCAAAAGAGGUUUUUAAAAUCAAUGUUUCCCACUUACAAGAAAAAAAAAUGUUCCAAGGCUAAUUUGGUUUCGGCUGUAGAGUGCUUCUCCUGUGGGAAGCUUUUCUGACAUGAUGUUUCUUUAGGAUUUUCUACCUGGCUUAAAGCAGUAGCAACUACGCCGCACCAAAAGCCUUAAAAGCCAUUCAUAGAGCCUUAUUGCACUGUGUUCUGUUGCAAACUUAACAUGGAGAGGAUCUGUUUUUCUUUUCAUGUGACUCCUUGGAAUUGAUUCCGAGGGGAUGCUAUCAGCACUUUAGUUCCUAUUAAUUUUGUUUCUGUGCUUUUCUUCCCCAUCUCACAUGUAA